AACCAAUUUCUGGUCAUUUUGCAAAGGCGAUUUAUUCGUGUUGCAGUGAGAGCGGAUAAAAUGCGAAGAAUAUUGCGCGUUUGUGCGUUUGUAAUAAUCAAUGUACUGUUUGCUGAACUCUGCACGUGCAUGCCGACGCCGCAGUUUUACAGCGGGAGUCCGGUGGUGGAGCUCCCUGGCGCUGCCAUCGCCGGGCGAGCCAGCCCGCGGGCCAGCGGGGGAGCGGGGAUGGUGUACGUGCUGGUUGGUUUGGUCAGCCUCCCUCUGCUGGUCACCGUGCUGUGGCUGCUGCGCCAGUUGUGGCGCAUGCUGGCCUCCUGCGCCGGCCGGGGCUGUCCCGCCAGUCGGCCCGACCACGGCCUGGAGGAGGUCGUGAUCAUACCCGCCGACCACCAGUUGCACUGCUCAGUUCCUCAGGGCGUGCCGUCUGCUAGCAGUGCCCUGCUGCGUGAUGGGCCACUAGCAUCUUCCCAACAACAACACCAGUUUUCACCUGUUUCUCUGAUGGAAGAGAUGUUGCUUGCGUCGACUCGUGAACAGAUGCAGAGUGCAUCAACACCUGGUGACGCACAACUGGUGACCUGCCACCACCAAAUGCUCUUGUAUUCAACGGCUACUCGAGUGGAAUACGUUAAGGGUUUAUUCGCUGAUGACCAGUCUCCUAGCCGUCACACAGAAGAGACGGAGGUAGAGGCCACAUGCGACCAGGAUCAAGCGGUGCUUUCACCUCCGAUGCAGGAUUUGGAAUCGUUUUCCAUCCCUGAUGCCUUCGCUCCUGCCGAUGCCAACAGUGACAACAUACAGUAUACCCAGGAGUUACGGAAAAUCAGCUUUAUGAAUUCAACAUUUUCAGCAGUUGUGACAGCCAGCCUCUCUGGCCUUAGGUCACUGCAAAGGACGUGGUGGGUUUUGGCUUCUAUUACGCCCUAUUGGCACCACGAAAUCACUCAACGCCGAAACAUCCAGCUUACUUAUGCGAGAGAAGUGGGGGAGGUGUUUCAUGCUUACCCUCCCGAACACCGACAAGAAUCUCCAUUUUCUCCGAGAGAAGAGGCCUUUGAUAUUUAUUCUCCUGAACAACUGGUAGUCGACACAUCGUUUCCGAGGAAAGAGGUAUGUGAAACCUAUCCCCCCGAGCAGCUGCAUGAGUCACCAUCAUCGCCAAGGGAAGAGGCCUUUGAAAAUUAUCCUUCUAAGAAGCUGCGAGAUUCACCAUCAUCUUUGAGGGAAGAGGUCUACGAGACUUAUCCUCUUGAACAGCUACAAGCAUCAACAUCAUCUUCAAGGGAAAGGGCUGUUGAUACUUAUCGUUCCGAGCAGCUGCAUGACUCACCAUCAUCUUUGAGGGAAGAUGUCUAUGAGACAUAUCCUACCGAGCUGCAUGAAGCACCAUUAUCUCCAUGGGAAGAGACUUUUGGCACUUGUCCUACUGAGCAGCUGCAAGAUUCGCGAUCACCUUUGAGGGAAGAAGUGUACGAGACGUAUCCUUUUGAACAGCUGCAAGCCUCAACAUCAUCUUCAAGGGAAGGGGCCUUUGAUGCUUAUCCUCCCGAGCCGAUGCAAGAGAUUCCAUUCCCUUUGAAGGAAGAGGUCUAUGAAACAUAUCCUCCAGAGCAGCUGCAUGAGUCACCAUCAUCUCUGCAGGAAGAGGCCUUUGAGAAGUAUCCUUCUGAACACCUACAUGUAUCGACAUUGUCCGCGAAGAAAGAAGUCUUUGAGACUUAUUCUAUUGAACCGCUGCAAUUAUCAACAUUAUUUCCGAGGGAAGAUCUGAAUGAGACUCAUUCUUCCGAAAAGCUACAAGUGGUAUCACCACACAUGAGAAACAAGAAUACUGGUACCUUUACCUACUAUAAGCUACAACUACCACCGUUUCCUCCACAACAACUUCCUUUGAAAGAAGAGCUGUAUGAAACGUUUCCUCCUUUGAAAAAAUUGUCUGCGAAGGAAGAGGUCUUUGAGACUUAUUCUAUUGAACCGCUGCAAUCAUCAACAUCAUUUUCGAGGGAAGAUCUGAAUGAGACUCAUUCUUCUGAAAAGCUACAAGUGGUAUCACCACACAUGAGAAACAAGAGUUCUGGUCCCCUUACCCACUAUAAGCUACAACUACCACCGUUUCCUCCACAACAAGUACCUUUGACAGAAGUGGUGUAUGAAACGUUUCCUCCUUUGAAAGCUGAUAUUGUCACUACCCCUUCAGAAUAAAGAGGCACUUUUGCGAUAUACCAA
Molecule: messenger RNA, 2229 nt
Organism: Bacillus rossius redtenbacheri
Lineage: Eukaryota; Metazoa; Arthropoda; Insecta; Phasmatodea; Bacillidae
Exons: 4
Coding region: 61-2205 (714 amino acids)
Source: RefSeq, a predicted model, not a curated record